Molecule: messenger RNA, 6958 nt
Organism: Pecten maximus
Lineage: Eukaryota; Metazoa; Mollusca; Bivalvia; Pectinida; Pectinidae
Product: calpain-9-like
Exons: 11
Coding region: 723-2351 (542 amino acids)
Biological process (GO): proteolysis
Cellular component (GO): cytoplasm
Molecular function (GO): calcium-dependent cysteine-type endopeptidase activity
Source: RefSeq, a predicted model, not a curated record
GAAACUCCUCCAUGGUCAAUGGGAACCUACCAGCUAUGUAGCCGUGACGUUUUUGCUGCUGUCGUCUGCUAUCGAUGGAAAUUGGCGGCAGUUGUGAUAUAAACACCUGAUGUAUUUGGAUUGUCACCUGAGCAACGUGCGCGUGCACUGCAUAUGAUGCUGGUGAGACCUUGUCCGUAAAGUAACAUUCGUGACACUGUCCGGUUAUGGACGAACAAUUGUGACUGUUCAUUCGUUGGAUACUUUUUAUCUAUUGCAAGAUACUUAGAAUUGUAUUAUGAGUGUUCGGGGUAAUGCAUUUCUGUUCUAUCUAAAUUAUUAAAACAAGUAAGAUUAUAUCUGUUCUUUCUGAGUAUAAAACAAACGGAAUAUCAGUACAGUGUAAAGCCAGCUACUACAAUGGACCUUUAUUCUUUAAACAGUUAAAGCUGUAUUGUUUGUUUACUGUAUUGAUUGUCCAGUUUUGUUGGGGUUUGGUACAGUCGAGGACUCGGAACGCAGACAAGGAUCUACCUGCAGCUCCCAGAGAAUAUCGCUGGGUGAAUUACUGGUACCUAUGUUAGCAAUCGUUUUAACAAGAUCCAUUUGAUUUGUGAAUGUUUUAGUGCGAUGGAACUUAACGGAACGCUUAAGAACCGCUGGAAGGUGAGAGAGACUUUAACAGAUGACCGUACUUCGGCCAACUCGUGGAUAUAACCUUCUGACCACUGUCCGGCAAACACAUGGGAUGUACGAUUACCGUCUCCUCACGGAAAACCAAACCGCAAUGGCCGAUACCAAAAAUCACCACUGGCAGCAAAAAGGAAAAAGACUCAUAUGAAUAUGCAUUAGAGAAACGAGUUACCCCCAGAAAUUGGACAAAUGUUGCUGCUCCCGGUAGUGGAGGGGGAGGACGGAGAGUUCGAAAUGGGAAAACCCGCGGGGACAACUACUUCAUUGAUACUGAUUUCCCGGCCGAAAAUAAGUCUAUCUUCCGACACAAACCAAUCACAAAAAACAUUGUAUGGAAGAGGCCGAACGAGAUAUCGUUUAAUGCCGUAUUAGUAUCAGACGGAACAAGUCGACACGACAUGAAGCAGGGAGAGCUCAACGACUGCUGGUUUCUGUCUACGCUGUCCGCCAUUGCUGAAAAACCACAACUCAUGGAUAAAAUAAUUCCGAGUGACAAUACGUUCGGGACACCCGAGUAUGACGGCAGAUUCCACUGCCGGUUCUGGCAGUUCGAUAAGUGGAUUGAUAUUUACAUUGACGACCGAUUACCCACUGUGGAUGGAGAAAUAUUGUUUGCUCAUUCAUCAGAUCCAAACGAGUUCUGGGUAUCUCUUGUAGAGAAGGCCUAUGCAAAACUAAAUAAAUCCUACGAGGCGCUCGAAUACGGGUUUGAAGCUGACGCCUUUACUGACCUGACCGGGGGUCUAGCCGAAUGGUACAACCCCACCGACCUCCGGGAACAGGACUUUUAUCUUAUCCGGGCAGCUUAUCAAUGCGGAGCUGUGAUUGGCUGUCUAAGUAUUGAUAAGGAAGGGCGCACCGAGCGGGAGAAGAAAGGUAUGGUAUCGAAUCAUUCCUACGUCAUCACAGGUGUGGAGGAGAUACCGUACCUGGAUACAACGGCCAAACUCAUCCGUGUUCGUAAUCCCUGGGGGGAUACAGAGUGGAAUGGGGCGUGGUCAGACGGGAGUGAUGAAUGGGACCGGGUGAUAGAUGAUAUCAAACAAGAUCUCGAAUUGACUACACAAGAUGACGGGGAAUUCUGGAUGAAUUUUAGGGACUUCCGGCGUGAAUACUGCAAUAUGAUAAUAUGUAACCUCUCCCCCGACUUCGACCACGAUGGAAUCAGCGACAAAGCCGAAUACCAGGUCAGUAUCAGAGGAGGGUGGAGAUCUAACCUAAACGCUGGUGGCUGGCUGGAGUGUGAGACGUUCCACUCAAACCCACAGUAUAUAAUAAACCUUCACCCAGAUGUGAGCGUCCAGCGCAGGUUCAAUGGCCGCCUGCCACUAGUCGUGUCCCUUCUCCAAGUCUACCGCCGUCAGGAUAAAUUGGACGGAAUUGGACUCUAUGCAAUAGGAUUUGAAGUUUUCCAGUUGUUUAACCGCCCGACUGGAGUGUUGAAUAAGAUGUUUUUUGAUAGAACUGAUCCACUAAUGCCUGAAAAUGAGGAGACGUACGCGGAAUACCGGGAGACUUCCGGUAGAUUUUUCCUUGACCCCGGCCAGUACUUACUGGUUCCUACGUCACAACUUCCGAACCAGGACCGAGGCUAUCUUCUUCGUCUCUUUACUGUCAGCAAAAUGCAAUGCUCACCGUUAGGGAAUAUUAUAGAAGGGACCGAACAGUGGGAUUUAUAGCGGCCAAUGAAAUGCUUAGAGACUUAACGACUGUAAACCGGAUGGGGCAAUAUGCAGCUUCGCCAAUUCAGACUUUGUAUAGCAAAACAAACAUGACGUGGAUGUUAACGGAUUUUACGGAACAGUUUCAAAACCCAACAGUUCGCACUGUUGAAAGGCCGGUUUUAACUGCUGAAAUAUUAGAAAGCAAUCUACAGAAGUGACAAGUAACCCGAUCUUAUUGAGUGUAGGUGAUCUAGGGUAGAUAUUGGUCCAGAACUUAAUAGAUAAACAAGACGGACAGGGAAAAGAACGGUGGCACGUGCAAUGACAUCAUCGUAAACAUAACAACCGUAUCCAGAGUGACAUGGAUGUCAAUUUCGGUACAUUCCGCCUUUCGUAAUCGGAUUGUGGAUCAUUCUGGUAUGUCUCUCCUGUCAAUAUAACCGGUAUGCGUGAUUACCUACUUCCGAACACAUCUCUUUAACACAAUAAGACAGUCUGAUAAACGUCGCAUACCUUUGAAAAGGAUAGGACCUUUGAACGAUUUCCAUCUAAUUUCUUUCGGAUUAGAAUCUACUGGAAAGAAAACAGAACUAAGACAAAUUAGAACAUUGCCUGAUUUAGAAUUGACGUACAUUUAUGUAUAGUUAAUGGAUAAACACGAUUGGAGUGAGAAACCAUGAAUCUAAUACGUUUUGGCGUAUAUCGAUUUUUAAAUCUAAUGUUAUCUGCUAGAUCAAAGAAAAGAGAUUUUUUUAUAACUCGAGUGGUUUCUUAAUCAUCUCCCAUGUUUGUGUUACUGUUAUAUGGAUAUACUUGCGAGUGGAAUUUGUUGAGUCUUUUAAGUUCUCAAAUAUUCAGGAGUUCAAUUCUUGCAUUACAAUUCCGCAAAAUUUAUCCGCAAAAAUGUCCGGAAAAAAUUCUAGUUCUGCAGUAUAUCCUUCCACAAAUGUUAAAUGACAUUGCAUCUCCAUAUAAUGGCGGCAAUUUGCUUUGAUGUUAUUGAUAUGUUAUAACGUAGAUACCAUUAUACAUGAUAACGCUGAUACAUGAAAACGCUCAAUUAUAACUACUGAUACGCUGAAGAAAAGCUUGUCCGAACUGCUCAUACUUGUGUAAAAGGGUGUUUAGUGUCUUUUUGUCUUUCAAAUAAACUGCUCGUCUCUUAGUAAGAUAUUUUAUUAUAUCCCUAUGUACCAAACUAGCAAGUGUAAACACCUAGUCCUAUUUUGGCGCUUCUUUACUGACUUUGUUAUGUAUAUUUUUCAGAAAUAGAGAUAUAAGGAUAUGUUUCUCCAGAAAUCUUGUAAAAAUUACCAUUUUUCCUCGAAAUUUAGAAAUACAAGACAUCAUUUCUGAAGAAAAAGUAAUAUGCGGAUAAUACAUCUAUCAACCUUGUAGAGUUGAGUUGAGACAUUAAUUUCCAGAGCGCAAACCGUCUCUUUGUAUGAGGUAUUAAAGUUAACGGAUACGUUCUGGAAAUUACGUGGUGGUAUACAAAUAUAAAGAAAGUCCUUAUCCAUGUCAAGUAUACCAUGGAUACAUAAACUGAUACCGUUAGGUAUGUUUGAUAGAAAUUAAUUUUGAUUUUAUAUGAACUAGAACUAUUGGUUACGUUUAAAAGUUUGAAACACAGGAUGUGUUUUCGCUCCCAAAUGAUCACUUGUUGCGAACGUCAGUCAAUGAGUAGAUGAUAGGAUAUGUCUGCUUAUUACAGGUAAUAUAGAUUGUUUAUUAUAUAUCAUUAUGUAUAUAGAUCUAUAGAAUAAUGAAUUAUGUUAGUUUAAGCUUGUGUCUUCCAAUAUAGUUACAAUAUAGCAUCAGAAAUGUAUAUGUAACUGAUUACUUCAAUUUUCAAUAUCGGUACAAGGAACAUACCAAGGAACAUAUUUUGGUCAUUCCAAGCCCUUUAUAUAUCUUUUCACGUUAUUUGAUAUAUUUAAGGAUUAAGUUAAAUGUAUUCAAAUUCAUCCUUAUAAUUUGAUCUGGUGUACAGACUCUCUGUGAAAAUCUACUUCUAUACAGUAUCAGCCAAUCAACGUGGUCGUCCAGACAGAGGGUUUCCGUGCGAUAACUCAAAUUCCCUCGGGCUGAUCAAACUCAAUUUUCAUCCAGAUCUUCCUAACAACAAGUGCUUGCUUGGAAUUAAUUUUCAGGUCCGAAUGUCAAGGUCACUGUUACUAAAAUAAGAAAAUAUGUUUCCAUGUAAUCACCCAACAUUCUGCGAAGGCAACAAAUCCACUUCCGUAGAAUUCUUGUUACGUUACAGGAUGAUAACAUAAUUUUUUAAGUCAAUAAAAUCACUUGUUACAAGCAGGAUUAAAACAUAACGCUAGGAAUAAGAUGUGUUCAAUAGAUAAUAUCAAUGCUAUACCCCAUUUGGGUUUUUUAGAUACUUAAAUUUUAUCGAUUUGAUUCAUUAUAUCAAUCUAGAAAGAAAAAUCUAACAUUUUUUUAUUCAUGCUAUGCAUGAACUGGUGAUAUUGUAAUUAAUCGUCUACUAAUAUGAACGACCAUUUUUGUCAAAUCUAGUCGUGGCGUCCUACUUAAAAGAAGACAUUGGUUGUAAGACAAAAACGUCUCGUUAGAUGUGCAGUCUGCACAUGCUUUGAAAAAUUGUUCUAACAAUAUAGAUAUUUCAUACGCAUACUUAUGACCAUAUUUAUCAAAUCAGCAAAAUAUGACCAGCCGGAUAUUCGCAAGGACAAAUAGACUGCAAUAAUCUUGUACUAAUCGCGCAAUACAUUAUAGCUUGAAAGAAUUUCCCAGAAAAUAUUACAACCUGUCGUAAUUUUACCGUAUUUCUUUCUUAUCAACAUAAUUUUUGUGCGUAUGUAAAAUUAAAAUCAAAAAUUUGUAGAAGGCCAAAAAUGAAUGUUUUGCUCAUACCUACUUUAUAUUUGCACUAUUACCCAUCACAUUAUCUAGCUGGUGGUAGGCCUUAUAGUUGCUUGUUUGUAAAUGAAAUUGUCUGAUUAUAUUAAUCAUGAUUUAUAUUGAUAAAGACUAUGCACAAAUGUAUAUAUUUUAUGUUUAUACUUCUACUGCUCACAAUAUCAUGUGCUCUUUUUAAUUAGAAAUGGCAAUGCAUGUUGAUUAAGGAUUAUUUCAUGAAUUAUAUAAAACUGAAGCUUAAACGAAAGUAUUAAUCAACUAAAUAUCAUAGUAUUAGUUUAAGGCAGAUAUAUGGCAUAGACUUCACACAGAUGUGUUACAGAAUAAAUAACAUUCAUUUCUGAGCUACAGUUGAUAUUUCAGUAAGAUUUUAUUUGAACUCUAAUUAAAUUACCCAGACAUUUUGGAAAAGUAGCUAGUUGUAAAAUCAACAAAUAAUAAAUAAUAAAUGCUCAUUUAGUAAUUUACGUCAUAUUUUAUUAUUGAUGAUUUCUUUUUCAUUUUUGAAAUGUAUUACUGGAAUACCCUUCAUGUGAACAGCGUUCCACGGGAGACUACCCAUAUAGAAUGAUACGUAUCUCUAACGAAGCGAGAUAUUUUAAUGCAAAUUUGUUAUUUGACAAAGUAUCCUGUGUUCUACACAUAUAAUUCUAGGUAUGGUUGUCUCACAUAGUAAAUACAUAAUUGUCCAGAAUACGAGAUAUCCGUUUAAACAAUAGUUCACACUCAUGAUUGUUAUUUGUGUGUAUAUAUACAUAUAUACAGUAUAAAAAGCAUGAACUGGCCUUCUCAUAGUUAACAUAUAAAUGAAGGGAUCCCUUUCUCUAGCGCUCUCACAUCCUUUCGUAGUUUUUGAAGGAAUCGCUUUUUAUUUUGUUAACAAUCAUAUGACACUACAUCACACAAGACAAAGGCAGAUAACGUCAUACCAAACACUUCGUUAUACUGUCACAACAUCCUUAUUACCAAACAACAAUAGCUUUUUGAUUUAAUCGUCAUUAAUCAAAUUAUAUUUCGGUGACACGAUUAACGUCACAAGAUGAUAUUGCAACAAUGAUAUAUACCUUAUCGUUUGUCCUUGCAAUUCAUCGAUACAUUUCUAACAAUAUUUGUCCAUCUACCGUAGUUAGCUCUAGAAUUAUAGAAAGGCAGGUUACAACAAAACCUAUCUACUAUGUUCUGUUACUGAACGUUUUAAUAUAAAUUAUCAAUCCUAUACACACAGGUAUAUCAAGCGCAGCACAAACAAUAAAAGCAAAAUAUCAUGUUUUCAUACAUAAUUCUAUACACAGUGUACACACAGAUAUAUCUACUGCUGAAGAAGUCACAAAGAGAGAGAGAAAAAAUGCCAUGUAAAUAAAACUUAUCACCAUUCAUUCAAAUUGUACUAAGGAGAAUUCAGAUGUUCUAUCAAUGUGCUUAACAAAAUUCUUAUUGAUUCCUCAAGCGCAAAAUGAAAAAAAGGAGAAAAAUCUGAGAAAGUGGGGAUCCCUUUAUUUUGUUUGUUUUUUUAAUUUUCGUUUAAUGGGGGACGAAGGAGCUGGUUUAUUUAAAGGAUAUUAGAUAAGAACAGUUUUUGAUUUAUCCUCUUACAAUAUGAUUAUUAUUCUUAUAUUGGUUGAUUCAGUUCAACCAAUAUAGGAGUUAUUGUUCUUUUUAAAACAACAUUAUAUUGACUACAAAAGGAACUGUACCCUUUUAUGUGAAUAAAAUUUUCCUUUGAAAGAUUU